UGUCGAGUGGAAAAAAACUGAAAAUGCUGAUUGUACUCCAUAUACUGCUUGUGCUCAAAUUUGGACGGGGCGCGGACGAUCACAUCUUUGAGACAAAGACUGUUGCUCUUGGACACAAUGUGACUCUAACAUGUCCCCGCAACAGAUCUGGGCGAUCAACAAGCCUAUUUUGGAUCAGGCUUGUUUCUCAGACCUUUCCUGAAGUUUUAGGAGGAACAAUAAACUAUGAUUUAGAGGCUGUUGAUGUGAUGAAUCACAUAACAGCAAAACAAGAGCCUGGAACAUUUGUUCUGCAUAUUCCUAAAACACAGUUAAGCGAUACUGCAAUCUACUACUGUAUAAAAGUAAUACAAAGCAAAAUUAUAUUUGUGAAAGGAGUAUUUCUGAGAAUUACAGGACCAGAGCCUGAUAUUACUGCUGUAGUUCAAGUCCCUCUGUCUGAUUCAGUCCGUCCAGAAGACCCAGUGACUCUGCAGUGUUCAGUCCUCUCUGACUCUGAGAAGAAAAAGUGUCCAGGAAAUCACAGUGUGUUCUGGUUCAGAGCUGGAUCAGGAGAAUCUCAUCCCAGUUUAAUUUACACUCAUGGAAACAGUGGUGAUGAAUGUGAGAAGAGUCCUGAGGCUCACUCUCCACAGAAAUGUGUCUACAACUUCUCUAAGAACAUCAGCUCCUCUGAUGCUGGGACUUAUUACUGUGCUGUGGCCUCAUGUGGAGAGAUAUUAUUUGGAAAUGGAACAAAACUGGACAUUGAAGUUGUCGGCCCGUCUGAGUCACAGAAAGAAAAUACAAUUCUCUAUCUGGUGUGCGCUGCUCUGGCUAUAAAUCUGAUUGUUAUAGCCUUCCUUGUUUAUGCCAUCGUGAAAAAAUCCUGUCAUUGUAACGCUGCUGUCUCUCCGCAAACAAAUGCUGCAACAGCCAGUGGUGAUCAGCAAAGUCAGCAGAUAAAUGAGGACUCUUUGGUUUAUUAUAGACCAGACUUCACCAGGAGGAAAGCUGGCAAAUCUGGGAGAAGAAGUGCAAGAAAUGCAGAGACCAUCUACACUGAUGUCAGAGCUUUUGUAAUAGAUUAACAAUCUAAAUGCUGGAUUUACUAAUUGAUGCCAAUGUAUUUUUGUGUGGCACACUGGGAAAUAAUUUGCUUUAGCAGCACUGGCAUUUGCAUUUAGCCACAGUUUUUUACAUAAUAUAAUAAAUUGGAUUAACUCAAAUCAGUUCUAUGCAUAAUAUUUAUAUAUUUUGUCCAAAAUGUGUGCAAACAUUUAAUAAUAUUUUUGAGUCCUGUUAGAAAAAGUAAUAAAUCAUUAUACAAAAUGGCCACAGUAAAUACCCAAGCUUUUAGAGAUAGUAGUAGUAAUUUUGUUAUUAUUAUUUUUUUAAUAAAGAUAAUCUUGAAAGAG
Molecule: messenger RNA, 1397 nt
Organism: Dicentrarchus labrax (European seabass)
Lineage: Eukaryota; Metazoa; Chordata; Actinopteri; Moronidae
Product: signal-regulatory protein beta-2-like
Exons: 6
Coding region: 24-1070 (348 amino acids)
Biological process (GO): response to bacterium
Source: RefSeq, a predicted model, not a curated record